Messenger RNA from Juglans microcarpa x Juglans regia, 438 nucleotides. RefSeq lists its product as uncharacterized. The transcript is spliced from 2 exons. NCBI's taxonomy places the organism in Eukaryota, Viridiplantae, Streptophyta, Magnoliopsida, Fagales, Juglandaceae. Bases 1 to 438 code for a protein of 145 amino acids. The record is from RefSeq and is a predicted model, not a curated record.
AUGAUGCAACAAGCUCAAUUUAGCGGAUCACCAUUUGAUAAUCCGAAUAUUCAUUUGGUGAUGUUCUUGGAGAUUUGUGACACUGUAAAGAUCAAUGGUGUUACUGAAGACACCAUUAGACUGAGACCAUUUCCUUUCUCUUUGAGGGACAAGGCAAGAGAUUGGUUGCAAGUUCAGAUGUUCUAUAAUGGGUUAAAUAGGCAAACUCGAACCAUAGUUGAUGUUGCUGUUGAUGAAACUUUGAUGUCAAAGACAACUGAGGGUGCUACCUAUCUUUUGGAAGAGAUGGUCUCAAACAACUAUCAAUGGCCAACUGAAAGAAUUAUGGCUAAGAAAGUUGCUGGGAUUUAUGAAUUGGAGCUAUUAGCAGCCAUUUCAGCUCAAGUUGCUACUUUAUCCCAUCAGAUUUCAGCUUUGACAACCCAAAGGAUACCAUAA